UAGUAAGUCUGAGGCAGAUCCUGGAGACAGGAGUGAGAAAGGGAACAGCUUUCGCUGUGCAACCUGCAAUCAGCUGUUUUAUACCGAAAGGGGCCUGAGCAGUCACUUGUGUUUCUGUGGUGAGCAGUGGCAGUCUCCGUCAGGGAAGGAAAGACAGCAGGCCUAUGAGGCAGAGAAGUGGCCCUUCCAGGUGGCAGCGGACCGAGCGGUUCCUCCCGAAGCGAAAAGGUUUUCAGAAGAUGGAGCGGUCGCGCCUAUCGUAAUGCCCGUCUCGGUACCCAUAAUGGCUGCCAAUCAACAGCAA
Molecule: messenger RNA, 304 nt
Organism: Thamnophis sirtalis
Lineage: Eukaryota; Metazoa; Chordata; Lepidosauria; Squamata; Natricidae
Source: RefSeq, a predicted model, not a curated record